Messenger RNA from Mugil cephalus (flathead mullet), 2564 nucleotides. RefSeq lists its product as uncharacterized. Bases 16 to 1830 code for a protein of 604 amino acids. Gene Ontology annotation, molecular function: serine-type endopeptidase activity. The record is from RefSeq and is a predicted model, not a curated record. NCBI's taxonomy places the organism in Eukaryota, Metazoa, Chordata, Actinopteri, Mugiliformes, Mugilidae. The transcript has 11 exons. Gene Ontology annotation, biological process: proteolysis.
GUGCACUUAACAAUUAUGGCUUUCCACAAAGUGACGCGUGUGUUCGCUGUGCUGAUUCUCCUGAUACAAGAGUCAGUGUCACAGCUAUCUGUCUGCGGUCAGCCAGCGCUCAACACCAGGAUAGUUGGAGGACAGGAGGCCCCUGAAGGCAGCUGGCCCUGGCAGGCUGAUCUGCACAAUGCGUUCGGUCACUUCUGUGGAGGAUCCCUCAUUAACAAUCAAUGGGUGCUGAGCGCUGCUCACUGCUUCUCAAGUACUUCUACAAGCAACCUGGUUGUAUAUCUGGGUCGUCAGAGUCAAGAGGGAUCCAACCCCAACGAGGUGUCUCAGACGGUAACACAGAUUAUCAAUCAUCCCAGCUACAACAGCAUCACUAAUGACAACGACAUCACCCUACUGCAACUCUCCUCACCGGUGACUUUCACCAACUACAUUUCACCUGUCUGCCUGGCAGCCACAGACAGCACCUUCUUCGCCGGAGUUAACAGCUGGGUCACUGGGUGGGGCGAUAUUGGAAGUGGAGUUCCCCUUCCUUCCCCACAAAACCUCAUGGAGGUGGAUGUGCCAAUUGUGGGAAACAGACAGUGUAACUGCGACUAUGGAGUGGGCUCCAUCACUGACAACAUGCUGUGUGCUGGGUUACGUGAAGGAGGGAAGGACUCCUGCCAGGGAGAUUCUGGAGGUCCACUUGUGAUCAAGCAGAACAAUCGCUGGAUUCAGGCAGGAAUUGUGAGUUUUGGAAAAGGUUGUGCACUGCCUAAGUUCCCAGGAGUCUACACCAGAGUGUCCCAGUACAACUCAUGGAUUAACAGUCAAAUCAGCAGCAACCAGCCGGGCUUCAUCACCUUCACAUCCAAUGGGACAAACAGUGACCUGAGUUUCACCUGUCCAGGCCUGCCAGCCAUUAUAACCAACACUACCACCAAUACCACUACCACCAGCCUUCCUCCAACCACCACACUGAGACCGGUGGUCUGCGGAGAAGCCCCGUUGAAAUCUCGUAUUGUUGGUGGAAGCUCAGUGGCAACAGCUGGCAUGUGGCCAUGGAUGGCUAGUUUACAGAAGAAUGGGAGACAUGUGUGUGGUGGGACUCUGGUGGCUGUGGACUCUGUGCUAAGCAACGCUGACUGUUUCUCAAGUUCCCCUGUACCGUCUGAGUGGACUGUUGUGUUGGGCCGUUUGAAGCAGAAUGGCUCCAACCCCUUUGAGGUGACACUGAAUGUGACAAAUAUCACUCUGAGCAACCUGACUGGGUCCAAUGUUGCCGUUCUUCAUCUGUCAACCAAACCCACCCUGUCCAACUACAUCCAACCCAUCUGCCUUGACAACGGACAGACCUUUGCCGAGGACGUGACAUGCUGGGCUGCUGGAUGGAGCUCCAGACGAGGAGGGGAAGAACAAGUCCUGCAGGAGUUCCAGACCUCAGUGGUUGACUGUGGCAAUGCUUCAACAAGUGCCAGUGACAUUUGUGUGGGAGCUUUCACCCUGGAGCAGGGUGACUCUGGGGGUCCAUUGAUGUGUAAGCAAGACGGUUCUUGGUUCCAGGCGGUCGUCUUAACGGUUGAAAACAACUCCACCAGUCAAACACGAGCAGACCCACCGAUGGUCUUCACACGACUGAGCCGCUUUGAGUCCUUCCUGACUCAGACUCUGGGGACGUUCUUGUCUCCAAACUCAGGCAGCGACAACACAAAUGUCAACAACACCAUCAACAUCACCACCCCGGCCUCCACCAACUCCACUACCAGUGGGGGCACAACCAAUCAAUCCAUUUUCAUCUUGUUCUUCCAUGUCCUCUUCCUCUUGUCUUGUCUCCAACUCUUCUCAUAGAAAUGUCUUUCAAUGAUUUACACAAUGUGAUGAGCACAAAUGAAUAUGAGCAAACCUUAAAUUGAAGAAGCAUUGUUACUUAAAAUUUAUAUCUACCAUUAGUUGACUUGAUUGUCCCUCUAUCCGUUGACCACUAGCAGCAGAGUUGUGAAACGUAAGAGACAAAGGGUAGCUGUGUGGUUCUUGUACAGUUGACUCAACAAAUAUCUGUUAAAGCUCAGUCUGUGUGAGGAAGACUGAUUCUUUACUGUUUUUAACCGUGAAGGACAGUAGGACAGUAGGCCUAACCAUGAGCCCCUUUUAUUACUGCUCUGCUGCAAUGUGCCAACAAGGAAUUAAUUUGAAGGGUGUGGAAAUGAAGAUGAACUCAAACAUUUAGUUAUUAUGAAGAUUUAAAAUCACUACAGAGACAAAAUGUGUCAAAUUUUGCAAUGUUAAAUAUUCUGUACUUACUGUAAACACAAUGUUAUGUUGUCAUACUAGAAUAUUGCUUAUUGCUAAGUGGAUUGGAUUAUUUUUAGCUUUAUUGGAUUGUACAAGAUUUCAUGGGGGUAUCAUGUAGGGUUGCUUUUCAUUUUUGUUGUUAUUCUUAUUAAAAGUAAUGUGAAGGACAAACUGAAGUAGCAAAAACUUUGCUUAUCCAUAAAUUCAUAAAAUUCUUAGUGUAUGUCAAUGGUUCCAAUAGCAAGCUAAACACUGGCAAAGAUACAAAUGAAUGAAAUGGUUAGCUACAC